Molecule: messenger RNA, 543 nt
Organism: Pestalotiopsis fici W106-1
Lineage: Eukaryota; Fungi; Ascomycota; Sordariomycetes; Amphisphaeriales; Sporocadaceae
Exons: 3
Coding region: 1-543 (180 amino acids)
Source: RefSeq, a predicted model, not a curated record
AUGAGCGAAGAGGGUCGCCGGGUCUCCACGACCCCGAUUCCGGUGCCGGUUCCUUUCUAUGCCCAGCAAGCCAUGGCCCAACCCACUCCGAGCCCGCUGUCCGCGCCACGAGUCCCUGUGAUGGAGAAUCCGACCGCGACGACCGCGACGACCGAGAACAACACCACGACCAGCGCUGUCGCAAAGGACGUGGCCAUGACGGAUGCUGAGCCCACCUCUGCCGCUUCUCCUGCUCUUCAGCAGGGCGCAUCUCCAGCUCCCAACCGAACAGGCACGCCCGCUCGCGCAACCAACGGCGUACAAGAGCACCAGCAGCAGACCAGCACGUCGCGGGCCGCCAGCGCGCAUCCGGACCCGGGCUUCACCAUGCAGUCCGAGGCACCGCUGCACGGCGCACCCGCGCGGCAGUACCUGAAUACCAAGGUCACCGGUGUGCUUCUGGAUGGUAUGAAGCUGGUCGCCAAGGAACAGCCCAAGGACCCUCUCCGUGUUUUGGGUGAAUUCCUACUUCAACGCUCAAAGGAGCUCGAGAACCAGUCAUAG